AUUUCUUGUUUUUGUUUUGUGGUUUACGUCACUGGGGUUUUUUUACUUUGUUUCCGCUUAAUCCUUAUUUGUUUUCAAUUAUUUUCACACAAUUUAUUACUAGAUCUCGAAAAUGGCUAGCAAGCUAAGUGCCAAGUUUUUAGAUUUAUUCAAAAACCUCAAAUCGGAUGCUGUACCGAGGCCACCGCGGCAAAAUGAUUCAUCCCCGCAAGAUAACUCACAAACAGAAGCACAGAAUGACAAUGUGGAUUUCGGGGACGACCAGGAAGAAAUAUUUGUCGAACAAGAUGAUCCUAAGAAAGGCAAGAAGAAGCCGAAGUAUAAGAAAUCUUUCUCCACACCAAAUAGAGAUACUCCCGAUAUGCCAGAGGACGAUGAUAGACGGAGCAGUAACGCAAGUAGCACCGUCAACACUCAAGCAACUGGCAAUGUCAUUAACAUAGUGAACUCCAACAACGUCCGAUGUGGGAACGAACUUGUGUACUACAUGGGCCCUGUUUAUGGCCAUCGUGGGCAGCCAAACGCAUCUGCAAAUUUUGAAGAUGAAGAACCUGUUGAGAAAACUAACUUAAUUAUCCGCCUGUUAGAAGCUACAAAUAAGCCUGAACAUGAUUAUAUUGAAUAUAUAUCAAAACACUUGGGCAAGAACUGGUACAGUUUCUUCAGAAGACUGGGUUAUAAGCAAGGAGAAAUUGAAACUGUUGAAAUUGACAUGGCCAAACAUGGAGUAGCAGAGGCUCGUUACAAAUUGCUACUUGAUUGGAUCCGCAACGACGAUGACGGUACAUUGGGAAAAUUAGCUAACGUUCUGUGGGAGGACGGUGAGAGGCAGAUUGUUAAAGAAAUGGCCGCCAUGUACAACAAAGGUUAAUAACAAUGAAGCUGGUCGGAAGUACAAAGUAAUUGAGCAAUAACGUAUUUUUACUAGAGAAGUAAAUAUAAUAUUAAUCAUUUAUAUUAAUGUUGUUGUAAAAUUGAUUAAUAUUCAUAAGUUGAUAUGUUUGUAUAUAUAGAUUGACAGAGAAGGUUUUUGAAGUACAAUUCUUAAAUAAGUAUCAUUUAUUGUUAUUGUUUAUGUAAAGAAUGGAUGCAUUUUCAAUUUAUAAUAAUAAUAAAAAUAAUAUUUUAAAUUUGUAUUAGAAAAAUAUAAAAUUGCAUGCUAUUUGGGAUAUAGGUAUGAAUUAGUUGUAAAGAUGGUUAACCAGUGGUUAAUUGGUGGUAGCAGGUAAAGUUAUCAGCUUGAAUUUUAUAUAGGUAUAAAUAUAUACCUAUAUAAAAUUUAAAUGUGUCAGGCAAGGGUUUACCUACAUUAAAGCUAAGUGGUCAUGAUUUCUCAAAUCAUCCUGAAGAAAACAUUAAAAGAACACGCUUUAUAUACCUACUUGAACGAUUUAACAUCUUUGUUACCUGCUACCUCCCAAAGUUACCAUAGUCCAUGGUUGUCAACUACAUAUAUGUAUUAACAUAUAAACUAUUUAUGUAAAAACAUAUAUAUUAGAAGUUUGAGCUGACGAACUUUCAGCUUUUAUAAAAUCACGAAAGUCUGAUCAUUGCAUGCUGAUAGUCCAUAAUACGUUUACUUUAAACCUAAUCUAUUAAAGAUAAAAGAUAUGAUUGUUCGCAUUGAGUAGGCUCCGAAACUACUGAACCGAUUUUAAUCAUUCUUUCACUGGUGAGUAGCUACAGUUUCCCUGGGUGCUAUAGGCUAUAUUUUAUCCUCGUAUACCUACGGAAACGGUAACUACGCGGGUGAAACUGCGUGACAUCGGCUAGUUUUAAAUAAUACUCAAAACUGUGUAGCUGAUUUAUUGACCAGUAAUAGGUAUUUAAUUGUAAAAUCUUGUUUUGUAAUGAACGCGUUAAGUACUUGAGAUUUCAAUUUAUAUGUAUAAUAAAGACAUGUGCUUAAAUCAUAGUCGCUAAUUGUUUUUGUAUAUAAAUUAUCUAAAAUUUGGUUUAAAAAUACGACAAAAA
This is a messenger RNA of Bicyclus anynana (squinting bush brown), 1974 nucleotides long. RefSeq lists its product as uncharacterized. Gene Ontology annotation, biological process: signal transduction. The transcript is spliced from 4 exons. The coding region runs from base 113 to 871 and encodes 252 amino acids. The record is from RefSeq and is a predicted model, not a curated record. Gene Ontology annotation, molecular function: protein binding. NCBI's taxonomy places the organism in Eukaryota, Metazoa, Arthropoda, Insecta, Lepidoptera, Nymphalidae.